Molecule: messenger RNA, 957 nt
Organism: Kockovaella imperatae
Lineage: Eukaryota; Fungi; Basidiomycota; Tremellomycetes; Tremellales; Cuniculitremaceae
Exons: 1
Coding region: 1-957 (318 amino acids)
Source: RefSeq, a predicted model, not a curated record
AUGUCAUCAACCAUCACAGCCCAGGCUCCCAUUGCCAAUCCUCACACCGAUACCUUGUCGUCUCUGCUUGAUGUCUAUGCAGCCUCUGAUCAUGCGACCACCAACUGGAAUUCGAUGAUAGGCGGUAGCCAACCAAUAUCGCCGUAUGUCACCUCCAACUUGUCGUAUCCCAGCAUACACCACCAACCAUCACUACACGGGUUUCAGCCCCCAAUGUCAGAUCCUACGAUCGUCCCGACGACAUUUGGUGCAGAGACGGAUGUGAUGCAACAGGCUCAACAAUUGGUCAAACAAUUCCAACAUAACAACUUGUCACGAGCUGCCUCGCAGUCCCAGGGGGGGCAUUACAACAUGCCACAAGCUCAACCUUCACCCUCGUUCGCACCCUCCGCACCGCCUACUUGGCAACACCCAUCUCGAAUACCUCUUCAGCAGUAUCCCUCGCUUGGUGCUCAACCGAGCUAUCCGAUAUUUCAUUUCGAUACAUCCCAAGGUGUACGUAUGACAGAGAGAGGAGAUCCCUCUCCGCUCGAUGGACUCGUUCUUCCGCCCGGGUUCGACGAUCUGUUUCGCCCUCGCCCAGGAUUCGGGAACACUACUUACAGUCACAUCCCGCCUGCUCAUUUCUCAUACUACGCGGGCGCUUCUCAGUUGGGGUCUCAAGCUCAAAGGACAGUGGCCGAUACGGGUUCAUCGCUCAUCGACGCAGGUACAGCAUUUGCCUCUGCUGUCGGUCACGCGGCUCGCGAUAUCCUCGGUUCAGUCAUCGAUGGAGUUUGGGAUCUCGCCACUGCUAGUCAGCCGAUGACCGCAGCUACGCUAGGGACCAUUGGACUCAUGACGCUUUUGGAGACUGGGAGAGAUAUAGGUGUAGGAGGUACAGCAUUGAGUUUGUGGCGGCCUAUCGUUGGCGCAGGAGCGUACUGUUACGCCAGGCGCCUGGGUGGCAGGGGGUAG